AUCCGCCGAAGGGAACCGGGCGGACGAGCACGAGCAGGAGCGCCCAGAGCAGAGAGGGGCAGGCGGCACGGCACACAAGUUGGCGCAGCGAGCCGAGCCCUUUAUUCCCCGAAUCCCCGCAACCAAAUCGAAUCCAAUCGCCUCCGCACUCCGCACCGGAUCGAGUCGGGGGAACCAGCGGCGGCGGCGAUGGCGGCGGAGAAGCCGGCUCCGGUGCGCGUGCUGUACUGCGGCGUCUGCGGCCUCCCCGCGGAGUACUGCGAGUUCGGCCCAGACUUCGAGCGUUGCAAGCCCUGGCUGCGCGCCCACGCGCCGGGGGUCUACCCGGACGAGCUCAUCGCCUCUUCCUCCUCCGGCGGCGGCGGCGACAAGGAUGUGGACAAGGUCGGGGAGCGCCUCCAGGGCGUGGGGAUCUCGGACGGCUCCACCAGCAGCGCUGCAGGGGAUGCUUCUGCAUCUAAGCCGGAAGAGGUGAAACGCCUGCCUGGUGGUAAGGUCAAGAAAAAGGACAAGCAGGAGGUUGUGAUUGAGAAGAUUGUCCGCAACAAGCGCAAAUGUGUCACUGUGGUGAAAGGACUUGAAUUGUUUGGUGUAAAGCUGAGUGAUGCUUCGAAGAAGCUUGGGAAGAAGUUUGCAACUGGAGCUUCUGUUGUUAAGGGCCCAACUGAGAAGGAGCAGAUUGAUGUUCAAGGGGACAUAUCAUAUGAUAUUGUGGAGUUUAUUACAGAUACGUGGCCUGAUGUACCUGAGUCUGCCAUUUUCUUCAUUGAAGAUGGAAGGAAGGUUCCUGCUGCUUGAUGUCAGAUGGUUUACAAGGCAUGAGACCAGUGGAUUUACAAAUAUAAUACAGGUACAAGGCAAGAGCAUGGUUUACAAGAUAUGACCAGGCAUGAUGUCAGAUGGUUCAUCUCUUGUGCGAAGUCAUCGUCUGUUGUUUCAGUUUCUAGGCUAAGUCACAAGUGGUAUUUUGUUUACCACCGACAUCUGCUUCCAUGUAUUAAAUCAAAUAUAUAUAUUUUGCAAUUUCCUGAAAGCAUGUUUUGUCGUUAUGUUGUCUGAAAA
Panicum hallii is the source of this 1062-nucleotide messenger RNA. Its product is annotated as translation machinery-associated protein 22. The record is from RefSeq and is a predicted model, not a curated record. The transcript is spliced from 7 exons. Gene Ontology annotation, molecular function: translation initiation factor activity; mRNA binding. Gene Ontology annotation, biological process: formation of translation preinitiation complex; translation reinitiation. Lineage: Eukaryota; Viridiplantae; Streptophyta; Magnoliopsida; Poales; Poaceae. Bases 190 to 798 code for a protein of 202 amino acids.